GUCAUCCAAGCGUUUGUGUCCACGCUGCGCAUGCGCAGCCGCGCUGUGUUGUUGAUAUGUUCGCGGCGGACUCAGAGCGCUGAUCUCUGCGGGCUCUGGUGCUCGGGGACUCGGUCUCCUCCCCGCGGUCCAGCGGCCUGAUGGAAACCUCCAGAGACCCGGUGGAGCGUCCGUGCAGGAAGAGGCGGGACUCCUUUGGGAUGAUGGACGGUUUGGACGAGGACCGCAGCAGCUGCAGCACUGAGUCCAGCGGGGGCAGUGGAGCGUCCAGCCCUGAGGACAGUGAUGAUGAAGAGUUAGGAGGAGGAGGAGGAGGAGGAGUGACUCAGAUCACACACUCGUCCUCCCUGACACUCAUCAAGACCAACGGACAGGUGUACACGUAUCCUGAUGGGAGGACUGGCAUGGCGACAUGUGAGAUGUGUGGCAUGGUCGGAGUCAGAGAUGCUUUCUACAGUAAAACCAAACGCUUCUGCAGCGUCUCCUGCUCCAGAAGUUUCUCCUCCAACUCCAAGAAGGCGAGCAUCCUCGCCAGACUGCAGGGGAAACCUCCCACUAAAAAGGCUAAAGUGUUACACAAACAGCCUCUGAUGACCAAACUCACUUCCUGCUCUCAGCAUCAGAUCAACCAGCAGGGCGGCGCCAAAAAGAGUGUUGCUGUGGACAUGUUUGACUGGGGUCGUUAUCUUGGACAUGGAGACGUGACAGGAGCACCGGUCAGCUGCUUCAAACAUGUCUCCAUGGAGAAGUGGUGGAGAGACAUCAGUGAAGGAGUUCGUCUGGAAGUUCUGAACUCUGACAGUUGUUUACCUAUGAAGGUGUACUGGAUCGCUGCUGUCAUUAAACUGGCUGGUUUUAAAGCUCUACUACGUUACGAAGGCUUUGACAGCGACUCGUCCAGAGAUUUCUGGUUGAACCUGUGUGUGCCGGACAUUCACCCUGUGGGCUGGUGCGCUGCAGGAGGAAAACCACUGGUCCCCCCUCAGGGUAUCCUCCACAGAUUCACUAACUGGAAAAGCUUCCUGGUUAAAAGACUGACGGGCUCUAAAACGCUGCCAGUGGACUUCUCCUCUAAGGUGCAGGAGAGUAUGCAGUUUCCAUUUAAGAAGCAGAUGAGGCUGGAGGUGGUGGAUAAGACUCAUCUGUGUCGCACUCGAGUUGCUCUGAUUGAACAAGUGAUCGGUGGACGUCUCCGUCUCGUGUACGAGGAGUGUGACGACGGGACGGACGACUUCUGGUGCCACAUGUACAGCCCGCUAAUUCACAGCAUUGGCUGGUCCCGAUCCAUCGGACACCGCUUCAAACGGUCCGACGUGUCCAAGAAGCUGGACGCUCAGCUGGACGCUCCGGGACAGCUGUUCGCCAAGGUGAAGGAGGUGGACCAGAGCGGGGCCUGGUUCCAGGACGGGAUGAAGCUGGAGGCCAUCGAUCCGCUCAACCUGUCCACCAUCUGUGUGGCUACAGUCAGGAAGGUUCUGGCUGACGGGUACCUGAUGAUCGGUAUCGAUGGAUCGGAGGCGGCUGACGGGUCGGACUGGUUCUGUUAUCACUCCACCUCCCCCUCCAUCUUCCCCGCCGGCUUCUGUGACAUCAACAACAUUGAGUUGACACCACCUAGAGGUUACACCAGCCUGCCGUUCAGAUGGUUUGAAUAUCUGAUGGAAAGCAAUUCUGUGGCUGCUCCGGUCAACCUCUUCAACAAGGACAUCCCAAACCACGGCUUCUGUCCUGGCAUGAAGCUGGAGGCCGUGGACCUCAUGGAGCCCCGGUUGGUCUGCGUCGCCACGGUUACCCGCAUUGUCCACCGGCUGCUGAGGAUACACUUUGACGGCUGGGAGGACGAGUACGACCAGUGGGUGGACUGUGAGUCACCUGACCUGUACCCCGUCGGGUGGUGUCAGCUGACAGGCUACCAGCUGCAGCCCCCUGCUGUUAACGCAGGCUCCAGAGAACUUCAGUCCACUGCAUCCAAACAGAGGAAGAAGUCCCAGCAGUACAGAGGACAGAAGAAAAAGAGGAAGUUGCCCAUCGCUAAGCGACCAGUGAGUCUCUCUGGUGCCGUGGUAACAGGCGUCCCCAGGAGCCUAUCAGGAGACGAGAACGAGACGCCGCCAGAUUACCCAUCACCCCCCACUCCCGCCCCAGCUGCCCCACCCCUUUCGGCAGAGCCAGAGAGCAGCGGCAUCCACGGCGAGGGCAGGGCAGCUUCAAAGGUUAAAGACGAGGACACUGCGGGGACACAGGUUUGUCCUGACAGGACUGAACCAGCAACCAACGGAUCCUCCGCACCAUUCUUCACCGAGCAGGAGCAGCAGUAGCUCCGCCCACCCGCGCACUCAUCCUCCAUCCAGCAGAAGGUGCUGUGACAACAAGUUUGUGCAAGUGUUACUUUACUGUCCUGGGGCUAAUGCUAAGCUAACUACUCCCCGGGAGCCAAAGCUAAGCUAACUACUCCCCAGGCGCUAAUAAGCUAACUUUAUUUAUAGUAAAGAUGAAGUUAACCAGUAGGACAUCAUCCUCGCCCACUCACCAGCAUCUGUCGUUGGAAUAAUCGCGACUUUCAUGACUUUGUGUCGCACUCGAUAUCAAAUAUUUCAACUAAAGCCAACAACGUGAAUUUUUAGUAUGGGAGAUUCAUUCAUUCAUUCAUUCAUUUGUGUGUGUGUGUGUGGGUGUAUGUGCGCACGUGUGUCCAGGUAUUACUAAUGUUGUGGGGACCUAAACCUGUUUACACAGUCACAUUAUGGGGACUUGUCUUCCUUGUGGGGACAUAAAGCAAGUCCCCAUAACUUAAAUUACUACAUUUUAAGGGGAAGAUAUGUUUUAAGGUUAGAGUCAGGGUUAGGAUUAGGCCAGUAGUAAUUGUGGUUAAGGUUAGAGUAAGUCUCCAGGAAAUGAAUGUAAGUCAAUGCAAUGUCCCCUCAAGUCAUGAAUGUCGAACGUGUGUGUGUGUGUGUGUGUGUUGUUCUGCCCUUUGUAAGUGAUCUACUGUAAAUACAUGUGUAAUAAUAUUACGUUUGUUGUGAAAUGUGUUUCAUACAUUUAAUAGAAAGUCAAAUUAAAAUUAUAAACUUUCUUCAGUUAAAGGGACAGUUCAGCACAAUCAGAGCUCACUGCGCUGUGAGCGCCCCCUGCUGCUGAGACACAGAGGCUCACUGUCAGUGGAAACAGUGAUGCUGCAUAUCUGUGAGUCUGGUUCUGUCUGAGUUUUUUUUUCUGCACUGCCCCCUAGUGUUAACUCAUUGUGUGAAUUGUUGGGUUUAUCUGAUCCAUGAUGUUGUCUAUGUGCACAGACCUGAGAUCAUGUUUGGGAUGAUUCAGCAUUAUACAAACAAAACUGAAUUGAAUUAACCACUCACUCUCUCACACCAAACCUCAUAGAGAAAAUCAGUGAUUUUAGCUCACAGGGACAAAGGAGCUGCUGGUCCUCUGCUGCCUCAUGUGGUCACUUUGUGUCAUUGAGUUAAGUCUAAAUUAAAUAUUAUAUAAAUAAUAUUAAAUAUAUAAAAGACAAAUUUUACAAAAUAAGACAUUUGAACUUAGUGAUGGCGGCAGCAGUGGAUCAACAACUCCUGUGUAUAUGAUGUUAAAUUCACUGAUUUUCUCUAUGGGGUUUGGUGUGGGAGAGUGAGUGGUUUACAAACUUCCGUUUCCUGUUGGAAAAGUCUGUCUCACAGUGAGAUAAAGACGUGAUCAUGUGACGUAGACAUCAGCGACAACAGCAGGGGGCGCUCACAGUGCAGUCACAAACACCUGAACUCACAGCUUAUUCACAUAAAUACACACUUGUAGUUUAAUUGGAAUUAAUACAAGGUUUUGAUUUGAUCAUCUCAGGAAAACAAAAUAUUAAAAUCGUGACUCAAACAAAUCCAGUCAUGAUUUUUACACUGAUUUGACUUUUUCUUCCCUUUGCUGUCCAAACACAAACUUUUUACAAAUCUAAACAAGUGUUCAGUGUAAGAGUGUUUUUUUUUUUAAACAUGGUGUUUACUAAAUGUACACACACGCUGUAAAUGUAUAACGUGUCUGUGUUUUUUUAAAAGGAUGUGCAAUUUUUGGCAGCAUGAUUGUGAAGAAUUUAUUAGAUUUAGGUUGAAAUGACUCCCUUCAGUUUUAUGAAAUAAAAGUGAAACAAAAGACUUUUCAGGUUCAA
This is a messenger RNA of Solea solea (common sole), 4153 nucleotides long. Its product is annotated as MBT domain-containing protein 1-like. Gene Ontology annotation, biological process: regulation of DNA-templated transcription. Gene Ontology annotation, cellular component: nucleus. Gene Ontology annotation, molecular function: zinc ion binding. The coding region runs from base 141 to 2318 and encodes 725 amino acids. NCBI's taxonomy places the organism in Eukaryota, Metazoa, Chordata, Actinopteri, Pleuronectiformes, Soleidae. The record is from RefSeq and is a predicted model, not a curated record. The transcript is spliced from 18 exons.